Lucilia sericata (common green bottle fly) is the source of this 1384-nucleotide messenger RNA. RefSeq names its product putative cyclin-dependent serine/threonine-protein kinase DDB_G0272797/DDB_G0274007. The transcript is spliced from 2 exons. Lineage: Eukaryota; Metazoa; Arthropoda; Insecta; Diptera; Calliphoridae. The record is from RefSeq and is a predicted model, not a curated record. Bases 387 to 1064 code for a protein of 225 amino acids.
UCAAACAUUAGAAAUUUUACAAAAAUUUGCUUGGCAACAUAUCAUCGUCAUCAUUAUUGGCAACAUAAUCAUCACUUAAGCCAAAAAAAAGCUUAAAUCCUAAAGCAAAGUUAUACAUCAAUAAUAAAUAAAAUUAUUUUAAAGCACAAAAACUUUAAUGUACAUAAAGCUUCAAAUUCAUUUUAAACUCUUGUUGAGAGUUUUAAAAUUUAUAAAUAAUUUUUAUGCCAAAGUAUAAAUGACGUAUUUUCAUGAUAUUGAGUUUACAACUACAAAAACUAGUGCAAUAAUAGUUAAUGCAAAUAAAACAAUAAUAAAUAGGAAAAACGUGGUUAAAGCAGAAGUUACACUAGCAACAACUGAAACAAGGAGAACAGACUUUAAAAAUGGAAACUUGGCAAUUUUAUACAAAUACAAACAAAAUCAAAUUAAUGCCAGACCAAAAUCAAUACCAACAACAGAGAAUAUUACAAAAACAAUAUCAUAUACAACACCAUCAUCAUCACCAACAUCGUCAUCAUCACUAUCAGACAUAUGCUAUAACACAGCAAGAGUUAGAGGAGGAACAUCAACAACGUCCAGAACAUGUAGAAAAUCAAAGUUUUAUAACAAAUGCAAAUCAGAAUUGUUUAACCGCCUCCAGCCUACAAUUGAAGAAACAACAAAAACUACAGCUAAAUCAGCAGCAGCUGACGCAGCAACAUCCAUACAAAACAAUAUCAAUACAAAAAGUAACAACGGCAACAACAAUAUGCCAAUGCACAUCACAACAAACCUCAUCAUCUGCCCAGUCACAAUUACUCCACCAUCAGCAAGUCCAACAUCAUCAUCGUCAGCACUGUCCUCAGCCUCAGCAGUCUCCUCAGCAAAAACAAACAGAAACAACAGCAACAAGCAGAACAUCAGUGGAUGGCUUAAAAAAUUGGUUACCUCGUCCUCGAAGUAUCUCAUCAAUUGUGGAACAUUUGGUUGUGAUUGGCUCUUUAUUGAUCGCAUUAAGUGGUCUGGUUGUUUGCGACGAGUCCCAGGAUUUUCAAAAGAACAGUAAGUGUCUCAAAUCAUAAACUAAUAUUUUAUUGCCACCAAUAAACAGUAAGUUAUAUUAAAAUAAUUUUUUCCCACUGUCUUCAACACAUUUUGAAAUUCUAAAAAUUACAAAAAUUCAUCUCUAUACAUUCUUGACUUUUGGUGGUAAAGAUUAACUUGAGCAGCAGCUAGUUCAACAAACUAGCAGGGUGUUAUUUGGAUGGCGAUGGUUUAGAGCAACAACCAACACAUUUUAUACAUUUAAACAAAUGUGCAACGAAUUGUAGCAAAUGGAAAUAAAAUAGAAAUCAUUUUUUUAUGACUUCUCAACAUUUUCAUUUUUGUUUCGUUUCGUUUC